CGACAAGCGGCGCCGUAACGGGAAACAACGCGCGGCUGGGGACUUGGAAGAAACCUCACCUCACCUCUUGACGCUCCUGACCUGCGAGGAAAUCACACACUCCACCCUCAUCACCAGCACACAUCGCUUACGUUAAAGCUUGUGACGUUUCUUGUGUGCUCAUCCAACAACUACUUAAAUACAGUUGUAACGAUACUCUCAAGGUGGUAGUGAAUUUAAAUUUUCCGAUCAUAUCAAACCGAUAACCGGUAAAAUCAUAAUAUUAAUGUAUACAAGUCAAGUGAUUAGUCAAGCUUCGAUAGUUUUUACAUUUUUUUGCAAUAAUAAUACAUAGUAGUAAUCAUAAUUAUUAUUAUUGAUAUUAUUAUUAUUAUUGUAACUAUCAUUUUUCUAAUAUUAAUUGAAGAAAACACAGUGCAUAAAAUGUUAAAAGUAAUAAUACAUGAAAAUAAAUUAAUAAUGAAUAUUGAAACUUAAUAAAAACUUAAAGUGUGUGAAUAACUUGUUUCUACAAAUCAAUGGUCAUUUUGAUCAAUCAAAAAAAAUAAGUGUCGUGAUUUAUAUAACAAGACUUAAAGUAUUAGGUAUUUUUAAUAAAUAUCAGUCAAUGAGUGUAUGAUAAUUUCUAAUUAAAAAAAAAUUACUCGCAAUUUUUUACGUGAUAAUAAAAACUAACAUUUGAGAAAUAUAUUAAAGGUUGAAUAAAUAAUAGAGCAAUAGAUUAAAAGUAGUGGCUCAACGGCAUCAACACGCGUUCCGACGAGUGGAGCGGUCUCCUGCCCAGCUCCACAAUCGUGGGUGCUGGGGGGUCACCAUGGUUAGGCUUAAGUGCUGGUGGUGGCGCGGGCGCAACGACUGGAAGUGGAAGUCCUGUCGAGUUAGAAGGACACUGGGGAAGAAAAUUGUAUGGUGCAAGUGUUGCUCCACCACCUCCGCCACCGCAUCAUCAUCCCCGAGCAGCACCACUGGUAUUUGCACCGCAAGAUAUGAGGCAAAUUCUUAAAGAAGAACCAGUGCCACGUGCUUGGCCACAACCUGCUCUUGCCGAUAACGCAUCGGUUGGUGUCGGAAGAGCACACUUCGAAAAGCAACCACCGAGUAAUUUGAGAAAAAGUAAUUUUUUUCAUUUUGUUAUUGCUCUUUACGAUCGAGGUGGCCAGCCAAUCGAAAUCGAAAGGACCGCUUUCAUUGGAUUCGUUGAGAAAGAUCAGGAGUCUGAGGGACAAAAAACAAACAACGGAAUUCAGUAUAGACUUCAACUUCUCUACGCCAAUGGUCACAGACAAGAGCAAGAUAUCUACGUUAGACUUAUCGAUUCGUCGACGAAACAGGCUAUUAUGUACGAAGGUCAGGACAAAAAUCCAGAGAUGUGUAGAGUUUUGCUGACCCAUGAAGUUAUGUGUAGUCGGUGCUGUGACAAAAAAAGUUGUGGUAACAGAAACGAAACACCUAGUGAUCCUGUCAUCAUUGACCGGUUCUUUCUCAAAUUCUUCCUCAAGUGUAACCAAAAUUGUCUUAAAAAUGCGGGCAAUCCGAGAGAUAUGCGACGCUUCCAGGUUAUUAUUUCAACACAAGUUGGAGUAGAUGGUCCACUACUUGCUGUUUCGGAUAAUAUGUUUGUCCACAAUAACAGUAAACAUGGACGUAGAGCUAAACGUUUGGACCCCAGUGAUCAUGGAGAGUAUAAUAGUUUAUAUCCAGCAUUACCGUUGCAAACUCCUUGUAUAAAAGCAAUAUCUCCUAGUGAAGGUUGGACUUCAGGCGGAUCAACGGUAAUCAUUAUUGGAGAACAUUUCUUCGAUGGAUUACAAGUAGUUUUUGGAUCUAUGUUGGUUUGGAGUGAGCUAAUUACGGAUCAUGCUAUUAAAGUUCAAACGCCACCACGACAAACGCCUGGUGUAGUCGAAGUGACGUUGUCGUAUAAAAGCAAACAAUUUUGUAAGGGUUCACCAGGAAGAUUUAAUUAUGUUUCUCUGAAUGAACCAACGAUUGCUUACGGCUUUGAUAGACUACAAAAAUUAAUUCCACGCCAUCCGGGUGAUCCAGAAAAAUUACCAAAAGAAAUAAUUCUUAAAAGAGCCGCUGAUUUAGCAGAAGCUCUUUAUAGUAUGCCAAGAACAACAUCAGCAGGUAAUUCAGCAAUCACUGGUGGAGCACCAAGAAGUCCAGGCUCAAAUCAUGUACCUGUACCUACAUCCAGCUCUGCCAAUACAUCUUUUAAUUCUUAUACAGGUCAAUUGGCAGUUACUGUACAACAACAAGAGAAUGGUAGUAGCAGUACAGCGAAAUGGACUGAUGACGGAAACACUGUGAGCACGGGAGCUAGUGGUGGUGAAAGAGGAGGAGGUGGGGGAGCAAGUAGUAAUACCAGUAGUAGCAGCAGCAGUAGUAGCAGUAGCGGCAGCGUAGGUGGUAGUAUUGACACAUAUCGACAAAGUAGUAGUGCAAGUCCAAGAGGAGUAACAAGCAAUAGCAGUGGAGGUAGUGGAGCUGGUGGUGGUAGCAGCUAUUGUGGAAGUACUGCAAGUACACCCCAAAGUUAUACGACUGGUGGAAAUUAUUCAGCUGUUGUUAAUCCGUACACUAUCAGUCCAACCUUUUACACUUCUCCACACGAGCAAUACGGCAUUUUCUAUUCGCCUGGUGAUGUGGGAGGAGGGAGUGCAUUUGCCCCCGUUGUCCGACAACCAACAACCACCGCUUCAGUUGCAUCACCGCAUUGGUCCACACAACAUCAUCUUGCCACAGCUGCUCAGUAAAGUGUUGCGCGUGUGUUAAUGACUACAUACUAUAUGAACAUACCGUAUACCAACAAUGAAAGAACUACUUAAACGAAUGCCUUUGCUAAGUUUAUACGAAAAUGACAAAAAGUAAUAAUAUUUACUUCAAAAACGUAAAAACUUAGGCAAUGUGUUUUACAUAUCAAUAUGAAAUUAUAUAAGUUAUUAAUAUUUCAGAAAAAAUGAACGACAUUUUGAUGAACUAUAAUAAGUUAUGAAUUAACGAUGUACAUUGUAUGUAGUGAUGCUGGUAAUGGUAACGGUGAUUGUGACAUAAUGAAAAAUGAAAAUUUACGAUAAGAUUUAUCUCGCUGCUGCUAUUGUUGUUAGUCUGAUUGAAUAAGAAUUUUAAAAACUUAACUUGGUGCACUGCAAAAAAUUAUCAUUGAUCCAUUUAUAUUUGAUCUAAUUUUAUAUUUUCUAGUAGUUAUGUAUUUAUGGUCUGAUGGAAAUGUUGAAGUUUAGAAAAAAAUAAAAAAACCAACCCUAAAGCAAGACAGGUUAUUUUAAUAAUUUCAACAUGUAUUUUUAAAAUUAAUAAUUUUGCUCAGCAUGUAUAUUCAUGAUUAUAAUCCACAUACACGGAAAUAAAUUUAUGGUAACCGUUCCUAGUACGUGUAUGAAAUAUCGUCCCAUACCCUUAUGGUAAUGAUUACUUGGAAUUAUGGGAUAUAGGCCCAUACUUUCUGGAAAAAGUUCCCAUAAGUAUGGGAACAAUUCCCAUAAUUAUGGUAACAGUUUCCAUAUCACAUGUGAAAGAAUUGUGGUAAUGAUUACCAUAAUAUUAUAGUAACGGUUACCAUAUAUAUAGUAAUGGUUACCAUAAUGUUAUGGUAAUGGUUACCAUAAUAUUAUGGUGAGGAUUACUAUAAUAUUAUAGUAAUGAUAACUAUAAUAUAUAUGGGUGCCGUUCCUAUAAUCAAUAUUUCAAAAAAACCGGUUACCGUGCAUUAUGGGAACCAUUCCCAUAAUAUAUUGUAAUUGUUACCAUAAAUUUCUCUCCGUGUACUAAGAUAUAUAUAAUAUUUCAUGGAAAUUCAAAGACUCAAAACUAGCGACAAAAUGGUUAAGAGCCGCGUAGAUCUAUAAUGAUUGACCUCAAUCUACGUGGAUCUAUAUAAUUCUACAGUUUAACGUAGACCUGAAUUAUUGUUUCCGAAAAUCAAAAUUAAAAUGUAGAAAUCAAAAUUAUCAGGAUUUAAUUUAUAAAUGUUUGUACACGGAAAGAAUUUUAGUAUAAAUACUGCCAAGUUGUUUACUCUAAAAAUUACUCUAAAUCGAGUAAUCUUCGACCAUUACGACUUUCUACUUUUGACUCUUUCAGUGAGUAAAAAUCAAUCAGAUUAAUUUUUACUCACAAUUACGAGUAAAAAUUACCCCUAGCAACUAUCUAAAUAAAUUUUCUCUAAUUCAAUUUUUAUUCGUAGGUUAUGAUAAAAAAUUGAUGAUUCAUUUUAUAAAAUUUACAUUGAAUUAAAAUAAAAAUUACAAUUAAUAAGUUUGAAUUUCUAUAAAAAAUGUAAAACCAUCUAAUCGCAUUAGAAUAUGACUUAAAAUAAAUAUUUUGUAAAAGAAAACAAAAAUUACUCGUAUUGUGUUGAAAGAGAAAAGAUGAAAAAUUAUUUUUAAUUUUAAAAUAAAUAUUGUUAUAGAGAUAAACCCUAUCCUAAAAUUCCCUAGAAUCGCCUCAAAUGCGACAAAAACCGCAUAGAAACCAAUACACUCUAUAGGAUUCUAUACGGUUUUCGUCGCAUUUGAGUGGAUUCUAUGGGAAUUUUUGGAUAGGGAAGAGAUCGUCUUUUUUCCUAGCAUACGUUUGUGUGUGUAAAAUGUAUACCACUUUAACUGCUGUUAAAGAAUUACUCACUAGUAGAGUAAAACAUAGUCUGGUAAUAUUAAUAUUUCAACGAAAAAUAUUAAAAGUUGGAAUAAAAAAUACUAAUUUUUUGGAAUGGCCCAGGAUUACUCGAAAUUGCAGAGUAAUUUUCAUCAAAAAAUUCUAUCCGUGUAUGCACAUAUGAAUAUAGAUGUAUGUAUAUGUAUGUAUAUUACUUAUGUAUACUCAAACUGUCAAAUAAAAUCAAUUUUUUUUUCGGUCCAAAAUUACGUUGAAUAUAGCAUCUAAAAAAUUGCGUACCAAGUUAGGCCCUCCAACUCGAAUAUAAAACGCGUGCUCACUUAAACAAGAUUUCGCAGUUAAAUAAAAUAGGAAAAUUUUCUUUUAACAUUGAAACUUUAUAACUCAUUAACGGAUCAAUAAAUUAAAACGAUCAUAACAUAUUUUUGUAAAGGAUCCAACGCUCUACAAAAAAAGUCUCAUAUAAUUUUUUGAUAAAUCUAUCCUGUAAUUUUUAUACUGUAAUAUAAAAAAAUUAUUAAUUAACAUUUUUUGAUUGAAAAAAAAAAAAAAAAUGAUCUAGAAUAAAGUUCCUAUGACAUUUUGCGGUAAGACUAGUAGUUUUGCUGGAAAAGUAAAAAACACGAAAAUUUUAGCAUACUUUUGAAUUAAAGCUUAGAUGACUAUUGAACGGUUAGAUUUAUCAGAAGAUUUUAAGACUCUUUUCGUAGAGCAUGUAAUUUUCUACAGGAAUAUGUUAUGGUCAUUUCAAUUUAUUGAUUCGUUUACGAGUUAUGAAAUUUCAGAGUUAAAUAAAAUUUUGUCUAUGCCUUUUAAAUGGAAAAUCAUAUUUAAGCAAGCGCGCAUUUUGCAAUUGAGCUGGAGGGUUUAACUACCCUAGUGGCAUUAUUGAUCAAUGCUGGAGCAAAUCUUGAGCAAGUCAAGGAGAAUACAGCGAAAUAUUACUUCUAUAUAUACUGUGAUUUCAAGAUCUUGACUGAGAUACCUACGAGGGCAAUUGGUAACCAAUUAUUCGUAUGUUGCAUCCAACGUAAUUUUCGUAUGGGCCUGAAGAAAAAAAUAUUGAUUAUAAUAGAGUCUAUUUGUUAGUAACACUCGAAUUAAUUAAUACGUCUUCUAAAACUGACGCUUUUUUUAACCUUGCGGUCUGUUUUGUUUCAUUAUUUCUUGAAUGUGAAAAUAGAAUAACAAAAAUUUUACUCUUAAUUGAAUAAGAUGUUAUAAUAUGCAAUGUUAAUCGAGUUGAGUUUUAUAAAUGUAAUUUAAGUCCACGCAACUUAAGUUAUUAUUAUUCACUAAAAUAUGUAAGUGUGUCUUCAUAUUAAAUGCAAAACUUCCGUUAGGCAAAAAUUUUAUGAAAUUCAUGACCUAUUUUUAAAAAUUAUUUGAAGUUAAAUUAAUCUUUAAUUUAGGGUAUUUGCGUUAAUUCCAUUUUUUACUAAAAAAUUAUUUUUGCAGUCUAUUUAUUGAAAAGAAAAAAAAAAAAAAGAAACAAACAUAUCGCCUAUUAGUCAUAAAUACAGGACCUUAUAUAGUUCUUAGGUGGAAAAACCACAAAGACAAAAUUAAUUGUGAAUUUCACCAAAAAUAAUUAAAUCAAUUGAUCGAAUACCAAUAAUUAUUACCUUAAAUUAAAUUAUUGUAAAUUGUAAAUUAUCUGUAAAUAUUGUUAUAGUGUAAUUAAGGAUCUUAAAAGUAAAAAUACUCGAAAAUUAAUUCUGAAUAAAAAUAAAUUUAAAGAAAUAUCAUUCUUAGAUUAAAGUAUGUAAUUAUUUUUAUCAUUACUUCAAGUAAAAUUAGAAAAUUAGAUGAAAAUCUUUUGUUAAUAUACUUUUCUAGUUAGACCAACAGAUUUGUUAAUAAAAUAUAAUAUUGCGAAGAAAGUAAUAAAAUAAUAAC
This is a messenger RNA of Microplitis mediator, 6537 nucleotides long. It is a transcript of the gene kn, whose product is annotated as transcription factor collier. Gene Ontology annotation, molecular function: RNA polymerase II cis-regulatory region sequence-specific DNA binding; DNA-binding transcription factor activity, RNA polymerase II-specific. Gene Ontology annotation, biological process: regulation of transcription by RNA polymerase II. The transcript is spliced from 13 exons. Bases 987 to 2759 code for a protein of 590 amino acids. NCBI's taxonomy places the organism in Eukaryota, Metazoa, Arthropoda, Insecta, Hymenoptera, Braconidae. The record is from RefSeq and is a predicted model, not a curated record.